UCAUUGAAACAUGAAUGGAAGUGAUCACCCUUCUGCUCAUUUCAUUGUCAAUGAAUAUUUGGAAGUUAAUAACAAUUUGAGUCCAUAGAGCGAUUUUAGCAAAAUAAUUUGGGAAAUAGCUUUGCUGUGUACGCGUAACAUUACAGGUUAUACUGGGAGGUUUUCGUUUGUCUGCCUGGGAGAAAAUUAUAAAUGAUUGCAACUUAUUUAGUCUACGGUAGAUACCAGUCUUUUUAUUGCCUUUCGGGAUGCCCACUACCUAGCAGGAAACGUCGGGUAUCUCUAAAUUGUACUCCAGUAGCAUAUGUAUGGGUUUAAGCAAACUAUGUAACUACUUACUGUACGUAAUAAUUGAACGACGAAUUCACUCCAAAACGUUUUGCAAAGUAAUGCAUCGUCGUCAUAACGACAUUGGAAAUGCGCUGGUUCACUAAAUGAAGUUUUCUCAAAAGUAUUUUCGCAAUAGUAUUUUACUAUUAAAUUUCGUUAAGUUUAAUUAAUUGUUAAGUGACAACAAAAAUGGAUAUACCACCUCCUGUCCCCAACAAUGAGAUAGAAAUGGUUGACACAGGAAAGGGACCUUGGUUUCCAAUGAAUAUGGAACCGGCUCAACAAAGAAAGGUUCGCAAUCUAGUGCUUGCAGCAAAAAAUGGCGACACGGAACAAGUCAAAGAGAUUUUAAAAACCGGAGAAGUUCAGAUCAAUAGUAAAUAUAAAUGGGAAACUCCGUUAAUGGUCGCGGCAAGAUCAAAUAACAUGAAUCUUUGUCAGCUAUUACUUAAUCAUGGCGCUGACUGUAAUGUCAGCAGAGUUAUGCAGCAAACACCACUUUGGAUAGCUGCAUCAUAUGGAAAUCUGGAAGUUAUGAAGCUUAUGUUAGAUACAAAAGGCUGUUCACAAGCUAAUAUGAAUAAUUCACUGCGACUUUGUGCCAUCAUGAAUUUCCUGCAUGGAUGUGAAGCAAUGCUUAUAUCCGGUGCUGACAUUAAUGCUCCAGAUUCUACAGGGUGCACUCCACUACACUAUGCUGCUGGAUCUCAUAAAGAAGAAUGCCACGAGUCCAAAUAUUGGAAAAUAUGUAAUCCGGAUAGUUGGAUGCAUUAUCAUGGUACUCCAUUUGAAACGGCUGAAUUAUUAGCCAUGUGGAAUGCCAAUGUACAUACUCUAGAUUCGACACAGUCUACACCUCUGCAUUAUGCAUGCAAAACAGGAAAUCAAGACAUCGUUAAACUUCUCAUAGAAAACGAAGCUGACGUAAAUGCUAUCAGUGGGAAUGAGCAAAAAACUCCGCUUCAUAUUGCUGUGAACAAUAAUUCUGCUUAUUUAGUAGAAAUAUUGCUUAAACACCCAGAGAUCAAAGCAAAUAUAGUUGAUGCCGAAAAAGACACCGCGCUAUUGACUGCGAUUCAAUUGCACAAUAAGUAUUUAUUGUUACAGGAAUGUGUGCGGUUAUUUCUUGCACAUGAAAAAUGGGCAGAAUAUAUGUCAGUUGCAAAGGAUGUGGAUGGUAGCAAAGAAAUAGAAACACCAAUGAGACAAUUAAUACGUUUGAUGCCAGAUAUUGCCGCUCUUGUGAUGGACAAAUGUAUCGAACUUAGCUGCUAUAAAGAUCCAAAACACCCAGAAUUUAUGGCGCGAUUUAACUUCGCUUUCCUUGAUGACACAUAUACAAGUAAAUACUGGAUGGUACAUAGAGGCUGGAAUGAUAUUAAUAACUGUAUAGAAGGAUAUGAAAAUUGUUCUGAGACAACACCAGUAUCCACGCUUAAUAACAAAAAGAAUGAUCGCACCGAUGGUUUGUUUAAUAUUGGAAAGAGGAUAACAGAAACAGAUGGACCAACAACGCACUUUUCAGAUGCCGAAGCCUGGAAUCUCAGUGAUAAAGAGCACACUAAUAAAGUCACUCCGGACUGUGAUGAAAGAAGUUUUAUUUGUAAUAAUACUGUAAUGAAGUGUAAGUUGACAAGUCAUGCAAAGCCUUACACUGAGAAGAGACAAGUAGUGAGAGACAAUCAUCCCUUAACUAUUGCGUGUCAUGAAAAAUGCAACCUGGUUCUUGGUCACCCUCUAGCAAUUGCUCUCAUAAAUCACAAAUGGCAGAGUAUAGGAAGUUACUACUUCUAUGGAGGGCUGUUUAUUUAUGUGGCGUAUGUCGCAAUGCUCACAUUCUAUGUGAAAAUGACGAAUACUCAUCAUUUCACGAACGAAACCAUUAAUACUACUGAUGCCGAAGUUAGAAAUGGUACUAGCGAUGUUUCUGUUGGAGUUGUAUCUAUAAUUCUUCUUGUAAUCUCUUUUAUUAGCAUUGUAAAAGAUCUGGUUUCAAUAGUUGUUGAAUUUCCUUCCUAUUUAUUUACAUUUGGACACUGGUUGAAAAUGUUAGUUUAUAUCUGCACCUGUAUACUUGUAUUGGAUGAUGGCUUCUUAUCGCAUGAGUUGAAGGAUUACCCACUGGCAGCGAUCUGCGUCUUUACAGCGUGGUUUAACAUUCUUCUGACGAUGAGACAGCUACCAGUUAUUGGAAUAUUUUUCAUCAUGUUUACAAGAAUCCUGAAAAAUUCUUUUAUUGUCAUAUUUAUUUUCUUCCCAAUUAUUAUAGGAUUCGCAGUGACAUUUAGUAUUCUACUGGAUUUCAUGCCACUGUUCAAAGGAGAAAUGUCCAUUGCAACUGUUUUGGUAAUGAUGUCUGGAGAGGUUGAAUAUGUGGAUACACUGACAUCAAACAAUGCUCUAAAUCCUAAUAUCCGACACGCAGGAAUUACUCUGACAACGUAUGUUUUUUUCAUUGUGAUUGUUGUGAUCUGCCUUCUAAAUCUUCUGGUGGGUCUGGCUGUAUCAGACGUUGAUACGUUACACAAAGAAUCAGAAGCAGAGAUGAUGUCCUUAAAGGCAGGUAACGUCAUUUCUGGAGAGUAUUACUUUUCACUACUACCCGGGAGAAUUAGAAAAAGCGCAGCUUGUGGGUGCUUAAAGUAUCAGCCGAAUAAAAUCACUUCAUGCUGCAGUGCUGGUCUAACAAAGAUGCGCGUUAAAAAGAGAAUUUGGGCGUGGUUUAGUGUGUUUGAAUUUAAUGACUAUCGACUUGGAGCAACUAAUUUAAUGAAGACACUUAAAAAAGAACAAUCAACAUAUGACAUGCUACGUAGAGAACUUUCAAACUUCCAAAAUCAACUGCAUGCGAAUGUAUUCACUCCUCAUGUUGAUAGUAUUGGAAUCGAAAGAAAAAGUCAAAGCAAAAGAUUUGUAGUUCCAGGGGCUCGAAUGUUAAAGAGGCAAAAUCUGCAAUAAGAUGUAGUUUAAAAUACUGGGAACUGAAUUUUUUUGCUGAAUCAAUAUAUUUUCUGGUUCUAGAAAAAUUCGCCGCAGGAAAUUUCGCCGCAAGAGCAUUUUCCUGUAAACACAAGUAUUUGUGAUAAAAACAGUUAGGUUUUUGAAGUACCUUUUUAUUUAUAAAAGAUUCGUUAUUCAAGAACAUACCCUAAUCCUAACCUUAUAAGCCAGACUGUUUUUAUCACAAAUAUAUACUUGUUUUACAGCAAAAUGCUCUUGCGGCGAUUUUUCAUGCAGAGAAUUUUCCUAUGCGGUGAAAUUUUCUUCGGCGAGAUUUCCUACGGCUAAUUUUCCGGACACGAUAUUUCUCAUUAACUUCUCUCUAAAUAGAGUAUUAUUUUUCUUUAUGCUAAAAUAUACAUGUUUCAACUGGCAUUGCAUAUAAUGAUGUACCGGUAUAUAUAUAUAUAUAUAUAUAUUAUGUAUGUAUAUUUUAUUAUGUAUAUAUCAUAAAUUUGCUUUCUGUCUUAAUACAAUACUACGUAUUAACGUUUAAAAAUAAAAUAAGAAUACUAAUCUCAUCAUAUCUGUAAUAAUUUUAUAUAUUUAUUCAUAAUUAUUUUUAAUAAGUAGCCAUAUUCGUGGAAAUUAACUCGGUCUUACUGCUGAAGCAUUAAAAAUGCUAUGCCCCGCGGGCUCUCUCUGUUAUUCAAUACUCAAUAUUCGAAAAUUUCACCAGAUGUCUAAAUUUGUCUAGAGUUUUUGAUAUUAAAUUAUAAUCUUUCAAAUACAAAUAUUACACGUUGACACUUUUUUUUUUACUUUUGUGAUGUGUUUAGAGUUUAACUCUGUCAAAACUUUUAACGCCGUGAUUGCUUUUCGAAAUUGCUAUCUGUAUUAACCCUGACUAUUGUAACAACAUUUUCUACCUUUACAUCAUCAGAAAAAUUUGCUUGAAUGGGAAAGUAUAGUUAGAUAUAAAUGCAUUCAUUGUGAACUAUUCUUUGAUUUGUUGCGAUUAAAAAAGACGGGUCACUUAAAUUGUAUAUAUAUAUAUAACGUUAUACAGGCAGAUGCAAUUUAAUAAAAGCAUUCUCGUGCUAGGACACGGAAAUACUUGUUACUUUAUA
Messenger RNA from Styela clava, 4400 nucleotides. RefSeq lists its product as uncharacterized. Gene Ontology annotation, biological process: monoatomic ion transmembrane transport. Gene Ontology annotation, cellular component: transmembrane transporter complex. NCBI's taxonomy places the organism in Eukaryota, Metazoa, Chordata, Ascidiacea, Stolidobranchia, Styelidae. Gene Ontology annotation, molecular function: protein binding; transmembrane transporter activity. The record is from RefSeq and is a predicted model, not a curated record.